Symbiodinium sp. CCMP2592 is the source of this 417-nucleotide messenger RNA. The record is from the annotation of a GenBank genome assembly. NCBI's taxonomy places the organism in Eukaryota, Dinophyceae, Suessiales, Symbiodiniaceae.
GGACCAGAUUCGGAGGAGAAUCACCAAGAGGAUUGGAGUGAGUGGGGACAGGAGGAGUGGGCUGAGGAUGGGGAGGAACAGGAGUGGGAUGAGGAUGGGGGCGAAACGAAAUGUCCGCCCAAGAAGAAGAAGAAGACGAAGACCCCCAAGAUCCUGAAAAGGCCAUCUGCUAUGAUUUCAAAGUCAACGGACGAUACGAAGUGGGAUGGAGACAAGGAGAAGGAGGAAGAGCUCGAGAUCAAAGCUUUCAUCCACGAGUACAAUCGCACCCCGAAAGCCACCCAUAAGAUUAUGGCCUACUGGUCUCGAAGUGGCUUUGGGCUCUUGGUGGUAAACCAGGAGGACACGAACCAGGUGGCCUACUGUGGAUCCUCAAAGGUGGAUGUGAAGUCCAACUUCUUGCCCAUCAAGCAGCUC